Messenger RNA from Gossypium raimondii (Peruvian cotton), 2335 nucleotides. RefSeq names its product probable polyol transporter 4. The transcript has 2 exons. Gene Ontology annotation, cellular component: membrane. The record is from RefSeq and is a predicted model, not a curated record. Lineage: Eukaryota; Viridiplantae; Streptophyta; Magnoliopsida; Malvales; Malvaceae. Gene Ontology annotation, biological process: transmembrane transport. Bases 297 to 1877 code for a protein of 526 amino acids. Gene Ontology annotation, molecular function: carbohydrate:proton symporter activity.
GCCAUUGUUUUAGAAUUUAGACCUUGUUGAUGUUGACUACUUUUUAUCUUUUAUUUCAUUUGCAUAUGUAAGUAAGCUUUGUUGGAGAAUACUAAAGUGGCUACCUUUGCUUGGGUGAUAAAAAGAAAAGGAAAAAGGACCCACCUGUUCUUAGACUUUCAUUUUCUUCCCUUCUGGUUUUAGAUCUAAAAAACCCAAUUCAUGGUUUAAUCCUUGUUGUGACCAAAAAGGAACAUCUGGGUCUGUUUUGCUAUUUUUGUUCUGGUAAGGGAGAGGAAUUGAAGGAAAGGAGAGUUAUGGGGCUGGUUGGUGUCCAAGAAAAUGGGAAAGGGGAAAUGGCUUUGUCUUUGGGGAACAAGAGCAAGUACAAGAGAAUGGAUUCUGAGCUAUCUGAUGAAUUUGAUGAUGAGGCUUCAAAUCAUUAUAAUGAACUAGAGAGGAAGAAAAGUAUCAGGAAAUAUGUUCUUGCUUGUGCUAUUUUUGCAUCUCUCAACAAUGUUCUUCUUGGCUAUGAUGUAGGUGUCAUGAGUGGAGCGAUUAUAUUUAUUCAGGAAGAUCUGAAGAUAAGUGAGGUACAGGAAGAAGUUCUCGUUGGGAUUUUGAGUAUCAUUUCCCUUUUGGGUAGCUUAGCUGGUGGAAGGACAUCUGAUAUCAUUGGUAGAAAAUGGACAAUUGCCUUUGCAGCUGUUAUAUUUCAGAUUGGUGCAGCUAUUAUGACAUUUGCACCUUCAUUCCAGAUACUAAUGAUAGGACGAGUUUUGGCCGGGGUUGGUAUAGGCUUUGGAGUCAUGAUUGCUCCGGUCUAUAUUGCUGAGAUAUCGCCAACUGUUGAUAGAGGCUCUCUUACUUCCUUCCCUGAGAUUUUCAUAAAUCUAGGAAUUUUGCUUGGUUAUGUCUCAAAUUAUGCAUUUUCCGGUCUUUCAGUUCAUAUAAAUUGGAGGGUGAUGCUCGCUGUUGGAAUUUUGCCUUCAGUCUUCAUAGGAUUUGCACUUUUUAUCAUCCCUGAAUCGCCAAGGUGGUUGGUAAUGCAGAACCGAGUUGAAGAUGCGAGAUCUGUGCUAUUAAAGACAAAUGAAAAUGAGAAUGAUGUGGAUGAGAGGCUCUCGGAAAUAGUAGCAGCCGCUGGAAUGUCUAAUGGAGAGAAGAAUGAAGAGAAAGCUGUAUGGCGUGAACUGCUAAGUCCUUCUCCUCCACUUCGUCGGAUGCUGAUCACUGGAUUCGGAAUCCAGUGUUUCCAACAAAUCACUGGAAUAGAUGCAACUGUGUAUUAUAGUCCUGAAAUCUUCAAGGAAGCUGGGAUUGAGAAUAACUCUAAGCUUCUUGCUGCAACAGUUGCCGUGGGUGUUACAAAGACCGCUUUUAUAUUGAUUGCUACAUUUCUUGUGGAUAGAGUUGGGAGGAAGCCCUUGCUCUACGUGAGCACAAUUGGGAUGACGGUCUGUUUGUUAACCUUAAGCCUUACCCUUGGUUUUCUGGGUCACGGGCAGCUUGGAGUUGCACUUGCGGUCUUGUGCGUUUGUGGUAAUGUAGCUUUCUUUUCGGUGGGAAUGGGUCCUAUUUGCUGGAUUUUGACAUCAGAAAUCUUUCCAUUGAGGUUGCGAGCUCAAGCAUCUGCGCUUGGGGCUGUAGGUAACAGGGUAUGUAGUGGCCUCGUUGCCAUGUCAUUCCUCUCUCUAUCUCGUACAAUUACAGUGGGCGGAACCUUUUUCCUCUUUGCACUGUUGUCAGCUCUUUCUGUUCUCUUUGCUUACAAAUGUGUUCCGGAGACGAAGGGAAAAUCAUUGGAACAGAUUGAGUUGCUUUUUGAAAAUCAUAAUGAAUGGCAAGGAAGUGAAGUGGAGAUGGGAGACUCCGAGCAUCUAGUACAGAAAGCGUGAGUAAUUGGGGAUUGACGGCUCAUUUUCCAGGUCAAAACUUGCUACUUACGGUUUAAUGAUUGAAGUGGCAAAACCCAUAACCAUACGAAAUGUUACACCAUUCAAAGCUAGCAUUGUGCAUCAACCUGCAAGUGUCGGAGAAUGUUUACUAGCACCCUAAACAUAUGCAACUGGAAGCUCUAAGGAGGAAGCAUAGUGCCAUUGAGGUGCAUCAUUACAGUCAGAAAUCAUGUCUGAAGCUAUUUUUGUUCUCCAUAUCGGUACACGAUUUUAUUUGUUUCAAGAUCCAAGUGAAUAUAGUAGUAUUCUUGUUAGACAUAUACUUGUAUCAAUGUUUGAUUUCUUGGGACAAAUCUUAAAUGGAUGGAAAAGAACAUGUUUGUGACUUGUGUCUCAUCAUGUUUGUACCAAACUUAAACUCCUGUUAGAAAUUGAGCCAUCUUUUUCUUCUCUGUGAA